Nicrophorus vespilloides is the source of this 2978-nucleotide messenger RNA. RefSeq names its product toll-like receptor 4. Gene Ontology annotation, cellular component: membrane. The record is from RefSeq and is a predicted model, not a curated record. Bases 406 to 2913 code for a protein of 835 amino acids. Gene Ontology annotation, biological process: inflammatory response; toll-like receptor signaling pathway; immune response. Gene Ontology annotation, molecular function: protein binding; transmembrane signaling receptor activity. The transcript has 2 exons. NCBI's taxonomy places the organism in Eukaryota, Metazoa, Arthropoda, Insecta, Coleoptera, Silphidae.
UGCGGUGUGUUAGGAGUCCGCAUUUCGCCUUGAGUCCACCAGGAUUGUGAAUUAUGUAUAGUACAUAUCUCUGUGUUGAAAAAUAUUUUAGUAUACUUGUCGCGUCUCCCACCAUCGGCAUUUUUGUCAGUCAAGUGAAUCGCUUUGUUUCAUAAACAACACACGGGCUUUUGACGCAAAACGCGAUCCGAGCGUGCGGUGAUUUAACAGUUUUCUAGUUCGAAAAACUUUUUUUUCCAUUUUGGGGGAUGUUGAUUAACUAGUGAAAUUACGCAAUUCGUCGCACUGCACGAAAAAGGGCCGACGAGGCAUGCGUUUUGACAGUUAUCUUGUUUUUCGAAACAUUACGGUUUAUCUUAAGGAGGAAGAGCAACUUGACAAUGAUCCAAGCAAAGUGGAGGGACCAUGAAGAUUGCGCGUUUCCUAGUGACACUUUGCGCUGUGCUUCAUGUGGCAAUGGGUAACAAACUGGCGGCUUCCUACGACUUGGAUGAGAUGACGGAUGAACCUCUGAUUGGCAACUAUCCAUCCGAUGAAUCGUGUGUUUUGGAUAGAGAUUCGGAGAGCGGUUGCCUUUGCAGGCAUUACCUGAAGGAGAAGUUUAUAACAUGUUACGAUCCGGACACAUGCAAACGUUUUCCGAGGAUCAGAUUCCCAACGUUCACGAUUCGCAUCUCGACGACAGCAAUCAAAACGUUGAAGGCGAAUGAUCUGCUCAAUAACACCCAAUUGACAAUGUUCAAGAUCGAAGGAAACGACCAGUUCUCGAGGAUAGAGCCAGGCGCGUUCAACGGAAUGUCCAAACUAGUCAACUUAUCAAUCACGCACAACAGGAACCUAGUUUCCCUCGAGAAAGGCGCUUUUGAUGGAUUAACCAAUCUCCACACCAUUCGCUUGAACAAGAACGGAUUCCUCAACUUGAAAACCUUCACCGUCUCAUUGAAUGCUAACAGCUUACCCAAGCUCACGCAUUUAAUAAUAACCCAAAUGCCCUUUGCGAACGUCAACCGAGACGACUUCGAGGAUCUCGUCAACACGACCAUCACAUCACUGAAUCUCUUCACCUGCCGCAUAUCCUACAUCCAUCCGGAGAGUUUAACGCCGUUCCGAAACUUGAAGACUUUGGGUUUAGGCGAAAACAAUUUGAACACUUCGAAUGUGAUUGAUGUGCUCAAAGUGAUCGUGCAAAAUAAGAUCCCGCUAGAUUAUCUCAGCUUAUUCAAUUUGGGAUUUAAAGAGUUACCAAGGAAUUUACUUGAGGUUAUUGGCAAAACUAAUAUCACGCAUCUGACGCUCACUAAGAAUAAGUUCGAGAUAAUCGAGCAAUUUCCAAAGAUGCCGAAAAUAACGAGGCUUGAUUUGAAUGAAGUGCUCGCUUUGAAUAUUGUGCCAAAUGCCUUCGAGUUUCUUCCCAAUCUGAAGAACCUAUAUCUGAGUAGAAACCUGUUUUCUGAAGUGCCGAAAGGUGCGAGAUUAGCGCAAUUGAAGAAUUUGGAUAUUUCCGUACUUAAAUAUAAUGGAUACUCGCCCAGUUACUUUUCGCUUUACGACAAGGCGUUUGUUAACAUGACGAAUUUGUCGGUAAUGAACCUCUCCGGGAAUAACAUCAGGAAACUCUCUAAAAACGUUUUUAUUGGAUUGAGCAAUUUGACCAUUAUGUCUCUGAAGAAUUCCUAUGUGUUCUUCAUCGAGAACUCAACCUUCGUGCCGUUGAGGAAUUUAAUUUAUCUGGACUUGUCGGACAAUCGUUUUGCUACACGUUAUUUCGAAAAAUACUUAUUCACAGGUUUGGAUAAGUUGGAAGUACUUCGAUUAGGUCACUGUAGUAUUGGAAACUUGCAGCUUCCUCAAGAUAUUUUCGAAAAUUUAAGAUCUCUUAAACAUCUCGGUUUGGAAAACAACGAUAUUAAAUCUCUUCCCUCGGAGAUCUUCGCUCCUUUGGUAAAUCUGGAAAUGUUGGAUCUGUCAAACAACAAUUUCAACUCGUGGGAUUUUCAGCUGUUUCCGAAGAACAACAAAAUCACCGAGUUCUACGUUUCCAAUAACAAGAUCAAGAACAUAACGAAGAGCAUGAUAUUGGAUUUCAAUAAGUUGCAGAUGAUCGAAUUAUCCAAGAAUCCCUUCGGUUGUUACUGCUCCGAUUUAGCGGCUUUGAACGAGGUCAUCGAACAGAACAAGAGAGUUGCUGGACUGCUAAAGCAGAACCAUCUGAAUUGCUCUUUCCCGCAGGAAUACGCAAAUUUGACUAUUCUGGAGUAUCUGGAACAUGUGAACAAUACUGAACAGUGUGUUAACGUCCUGGUAAAUAACGAUUACGUUCUGUUUAUUAUCAUGGGAUGUUUCCUCGUCAUGUUCGUGAUUAUAGUGAUGUAUUUGUUGCGCAAUUACUUUUACAAAUGUUACAUUGGCUGCCACAAGAGCCGUGACUUUAACAAGAACAAUGUACAUUUUGAGUACGACGCUUUCGUGUCGUACAGCAACGAGGAUCACGCGUUCGUCGACAAGUUGGUGAAGACUCUGGAGAACAAUUAUCCUCAUUACAGGCUGUGCGUGUACCAGAGAGACUUUCAGAUCGGAACGCUUAUAAUGGAGAGCAUCUCGUCCAGCAUCCAGAAGAGCAAGAAGAUGCUGCUAAUCGUGAGCGACGCUUACAUAAAAUCCGAGUGGUGCUUGUGGGAGGUGCAGGCAGCGCAGAAACAUUACCUUCAGCAAAAUUCCCUAGUUAUAGUUAAGCUCGGCGACGUUUCCAAGGAGAAGCUCAACGCCAGUCUUAGUCUAUUAAUGAAGACGCGAAUUUACCUCGAGUGGGACUACAAAGACAAGAAGAAGGAGUCAGUCUUCUUCCGUAAACUGCGCGACUUCCUAUCUGAGCCCGUAUCGAUCUUCACGAUCGACAGGAACUUACAAAUCUAAACCGUUGUGAUAUAUGAAAUGUGUAUUUUCAAUUCUCCUUAAUUUAAUUUUACUUUUUUCUAAUC